Messenger RNA from Melampsora larici-populina 98AG31, 448 nucleotides. RefSeq lists its product as uncharacterized. The record is from RefSeq and is a predicted model, not a curated record. Gene Ontology annotation, molecular function: structural constituent of ribosome; RNA binding. Gene Ontology annotation, biological process: translation; ribosomal small subunit assembly. The transcript is spliced from 4 exons. Lineage: Eukaryota; Fungi; Basidiomycota; Pucciniomycetes; Pucciniales; Melampsoraceae. Gene Ontology annotation, cellular component: ribosome; cytosolic small ribosomal subunit. Bases 1 to 279 code for a protein of 92 amino acids.
AUGAACCCAACUUUAACACGUUUAGCUCGAUCAGCAUGGAAAGGUCCAUUCUUUACAGCUUUCCCAAAUCUAGCUGAAGCUUUGAGUACAAACACAGCCAUCAGAACAUCAGCUAGAUCUUGUACAAUCCUACCUAAUUUCGUAGGACUUAAAUUAUUAGUUCAUAAUGGAAAGGAUUAUGUUCCGGUGAAUAUUACAGCAGAAAUGGUUGGACAUAAAUUAGGUGAAUUUUCUCCUACUCGAAAACCUUUCUCUUACAAGGCUUCAAAGAAUCGGUAGAGACUCACUUUGCAAAAGAAUCAUCUCAAUUUCAAUCUUGCAAGGAAUGUAAAUAAAAGUACUUUAGGGCAAAGAGAGAUUUCUUGGUUUACAAACUCAACCAGUUGCCAUUACUUUCAUUUUACUAAAUUGUUGUCCUCUUUCCAAUGUAAUACCCUUUUUACCCAUC